AUGGAUCCGCGUUUCCCGGUUUCCCGUGACGAAUUCUACAGUGUCCAAAUGGACGUCAAGCAGAUGCAGAUGAUACAGAAUAACCAUGCUGAACGAAUUUCUCGGUUGGAGAAGCACCAAGCUAACGAUGCCGCGCUCAAAUCUGUUUGGAAUUCGCCGUUUCCCAGCGCUCUAAGCGGUACGCCACAGCAUGGGCCACUUCAAAUGCCUCCAAACGAAAUUUUUGACGAUUUUGAGGAGCAGGGCCAGAGUCUUCUGGGAAGUUUGCACUUGGAUACUGAAGAUGAACCGGCAAGGCGCGGCGCGGCUUCUAGAGCGAAUAGUGUUCGCUUCGAUGAGAGUGCUCUCCAGGGUUCGAGUUGGGCGCAAAACGGUCGUCAUUCAGGCGACUUCGGUCCAAUCAGACCCGGCAGCGGCCUUGGCAACCAUAACAUGAUGGAACGUUCUCUGUCUCACAAGUCGGAUGGCAGGCAUAGCUCUGCCGGCCAUUCGGUCCAUUCGGUCCACUCUCAUCAUUCUAUUGCCUCCGGACGCGGAAGUAGCUUAGGUAUAGACACUACGUUUACACCCGCCGGUCAAGAUGACGAUUCUCCGAUUGGAAUUCCAGAGCCACCGCCGAGCCUGUUUGUGUUGGGUUCCGUGCCCUCAAUUAUCCGAUGCUGGCUGGCUCCUAAUUUUGCACACGAUACUCUACUCUACGCAGUCGUGUGCACCGGGUCGCAGAAGUCGGUUGUCGAAUUUUCUUUGAUCAAAGAAUUGGAUUUGACACGUGAUAUUCAUCGCGAUCUGGAUGGUGUUCACCGAAUCCGUUUACCCGUGUACUUGACAGAGGCAACCGUGUCGCAACCGAAUUCUCGAGGAAUGAGUCCAGCUCCGCAGAUACCGAGUUUGACGUGCACGUUCGAAGUAGCAGGGGUAGAUCUGCCCGACAAUAUCGAAGCCAAAAAGACUAUCCGCACCUUUAUUGGUAGCGAGGCACUGAGAGAGCAUUGUGCUGAUAUUCUGUUCUCGCAGAACCGUAUGACACUGUACAGUAGCGAACGUGAGAAACUGUCUGUACCCUUCGUCCGCCCCGAAGAUAAUGGCAUCUUCAAGCAUAUUCGUACGAUGGCCAUCUUCCCCGAGAAACCGAAGUUGAACGCCACAGCGCGUCCAUUUGUCUUGGGAGAAGCCAAGUCACAGGCAACUACGGCCACGGAAUCUGACAGAGCUCAGACGAGAGAGAUGCACGGCGAGGAUGACGCCCGAGCACUUGCAUCGCCAUCUUCAGAACUAGCAAGCCAGCAGGCUGCAACUACUGGGGCAAGUAGCAUAUCAGAGAGCGGCGGUGAAAGUGAGAGGCACUACAAGGAGAUGAGUAGCUCGGAGUCAGGUACGAAGGAGCCCCAAGUUCAGCCGAAUGAUGCACCAGGAGACCAUCAGCGGCGAUCCUCAGCGGCAGGGAGCAUCUGGAAUUCGUGGCGCCACGGACCUGCUCUGAAUGGCAACGAACAAAAGGAUGCUUCCCCGUUGAGUGGAUAUCAACCUGCUGGGCGUGGAGUUCGGAGUAUGAAAGUUCUGAAGUCGACAAAGUCAGCGGCAUCAUCCUCGGCACGAACGGGGACGUCUUACGAACCAGCUUCGACGCCCAAAAGUAGCGCCGAACCUAGACGUAAGAGCCAUGUUGGGGCAGAUAGUGUCAGCAAUAGCAGUACUAGUAUCCGAUGGGAAUCGAAGCGAGCGGUGUCUAGUAGCGUGGAACCGAAAGCGAACACAACUACGCGUGAGGCUCGAAGCGCAUCGGGAACGCCGCGUACUUCUACAAACCCUAUUGGUAGCGCAUCAGCUUUUUCGUGGAUGAGCUCGUCGGGCAAGCCCAGAACGCCGACUGCAGCAGCUGAGUAA
Messenger RNA from Daldinia childiae, 1884 nucleotides. RefSeq lists its product as uncharacterized. The record is from RefSeq and is a predicted model, not a curated record. NCBI's taxonomy places the organism in Eukaryota, Fungi, Ascomycota, Sordariomycetes, Xylariales, Hypoxylaceae. Bases 1 to 1884 code for a protein of 627 amino acids. The transcript has 2 exons.